Messenger RNA from Cheilinus undulatus (humphead wrasse), 2259 nucleotides. RefSeq names its product crystallin, zeta (quinone reductase)-like 1 (gene cryzl1). Bases 143 to 1207 code for a protein of 354 amino acids. Gene Ontology annotation, molecular function: oxidoreductase activity. The transcript is spliced from 13 exons. The record is from RefSeq and is a predicted model, not a curated record. NCBI's taxonomy places the organism in Eukaryota, Metazoa, Chordata, Actinopteri, Labriformes, Labridae.
UCAGCUGACUUUAGCAAGCACGAGCAUAAGUGUCAUUUCUUAUACUGGAGAAAAUAAACAACGAAUGAAUGAAGUGAAUACCCACAAAGCUUCUGUUGAAUAACUGAGGUAUUUACUGUACAUUAUUUAAUGGUAUAACAGGAUGAAAGGUCUGUACUGUCGAGCUGGUGUGAGUGAUGCUGAGCCCAAGUUCGUCAUUCAAGAGACGAGUCUUCCUGAGGCUUUAGGCAGCCAUCAGGUCAGGGUUCAGGUCAAAGCGUGUGGACUCAGCCCUGUUGAUCUCAAGCUGCUUGCUGAUGUGGGAAUACAGAGAGAUUUGAUUCCUGUUGGCAGAGAGGUGGCUGGGGUCAUCCUUCAAGUGGGUAACAAAGUUUCUCUCUUCCAGCCUGAUGAUGAGGUUGUAGGAUUUUUGCCACUGGACUCUCUCUGCUCUGGACUCUGUGACACCAUUGACAUAGAUGAGCACUUAAUAGUUCAGAAACCAGAGAAGCUUAGCUCGGUGUGUGUAGCAGGAGCCCUGCUUGACGGCCUCUGUGCGUACACCGCUCUACACACGCAUGCUCGCAUGGCAGCCGGACACACACUUCUAGUCAUGGAUGGAGCCAGUUCUUUUGGCUUAAUGUGCAUCCAGCUGGCAUGUCACCAUGGAGUAAAAGUUAUGACAACGUCACAUACACCACAAGCACACACAUUCCUGGAGCAGCUUCGGCCCAGUGUAGGUGUUCAGGACCCUUUAGUAGCUAAGGUUAUUUCAGUGGAUAAAGACUCAUCUGACCUGCUGUCAGUGGUUAUGGAGGAGACAGGAGGACUGGGAGUGGAUAUAGUCAUAGAUUCUGGAGUGCGUCUUCAGGAGGAGGAGGAGACUUCAGAGGGCAUGAAGCUCCUCCCACACAAACAUGACAUCAUCAGUGUGCUGGGUGUGGGGGGGCACUGGGUCACAUCCCACAAAGACCUGCAGUUGGAUCCUCCAGAUUGCCGAUCAUUAUUCCUAAAAUCCGCCUCCAUGACUUUCCUCAACCAUGAAGUCUGGACGGCUUCAUCAGCUCAGCAAGGAAGAUACCUCCAUAUUCUGAAGGACCUCAUGGACAAGAUGUCAGCUGGUAUUCUUAGACCCCAGCAGGAGGAGGCAGUUCCUCUCUAUGAAGCCACAGUUGCCAUGGAGACUGUCCAGCGUCAGCAGAAGAAAAAGGCUGUAGUUCAGCUUUAACUAAAUCACUGAGACAUUUAUCAACAAAAGAACAAAAACAAAAUGUUGAUAUGCUUUAGCUACCUGAAUGUUUUUUUACAGCAGGAAGUACAUUGAACACAAGACAAACGGCAUGUUAAACCAAUUGCCUCUCUUUGCUAAUACUGAGAAUCACACAUUUAUGCUUACAAUUAUGGUUGGCUUUUGCACUGGACUUGCUCUUUUUUUUUUUUUACUUGAAACACAACUGUUUCUUAAUUUCUUCAAUGUUUAGCACUUUUUGGAGUUGAUCAUUGUAAAUUCUUUUAUGAAAAAAAAAAUGUCCAUGAAACAGUACAACUAUUUAAACGGAUUAAUCAAUCCAUUAAAAAUGUAAAAACAAACAAUUCCUGUACAAAUGAGUAAAACAAGUAAGUUAGACCAAAACAAGCUGUCCUCAGGUUGAAAGCUUAUACCCACUGUUAAAAAUAAAUCAAGAUCAAGAGAUGUGCAGAAAAAAUAUGAAGAAACUUAGGCAUUUGUCUUUACAAAAAAGCCUUUAUUAAACUGGCAUGCUCUUAAAUUAGAGCAUGAUUAAUAUCAUUGACUUCAAUGCAUUUUGUAGUCUUGUCUUCAGGAAGUUACAGAGCAGGUCUGUGGUAAAACAACUUAUACAAAGUGUCAUAAGUUCUAGAGCUGCCAACAGUAAUCAGUCAGUCAGCCUAAAUCAGUGUUAACCUUGCCACUCCCUCACACACAAAAUUCACAAAGUCAGCAGGGGACAACCUUCCUAGGGUGAAGUUAAGAGAACAUCAGUGGAUACUAAUUUAACCCUCAAGAUGAUACAUAUAUAUAUAUAUAUAUAUAUAUAUAUAUAUAUAUACAUACAAAAGUCAGUCCAUGUAGGUGAUGGGAAGUUAUUGAAUCUUUAAACUUAAAGCAUCCCUGUUAUGGUGAAAUAUUUCUAGUGUUGUGAGACAGUAUUUUACAUAUUUUCCUGUAUUGGCUAGUUUAGGAUGUCCUUAUGCUGCACCCAUUGUGAUUUUCUUUCUUUAUUUUCUAAAUGUCUGUCUGAUUUUUUUUCAUUCCUGUAA